AUAAAACCAUACGGUACAUAAAGAAAAUAAGUUAGUGAGCCAUGGCUGAAGCAAGAGGAGAUAAAGGUUCCUCUAAAAAGAUACUCUCUUUUGCAACAAAGAAAGCUAGAAGAGUACAGCAGAAGAUGUUGCAAAAGGUUGGUCAGGCAGAGAAGACAACUGAUGAUAAUUAUACUGAAUUUGUUGUGAAUUUCAAUAAACAACAGUUGGCAGCUUCAAGACUUCAAAAAGAAUUGGCAAAGUAUACUAAUAAUGCUAAAGUUUUGAGUCACAGCACAAAGUCUUUCAUGGAUUUAUGGCUUGAGCUGUAUGAGCCGGAAUGGAAAGGAUACUCAGAAAUGCAAAGUAUUAUUGAACAAAAAAUGCUUUUGUGGGAAGACCUUCUUAAAAAAAUUCAAAAUGAAAUGAUGGAGCCUUUGCAAUUGUACAUGUCGAAAUUCCCCGAGACAAAGAAACUAGUGGAAAGAAGAGAGAGGAAGAUAGUAGACUAUGAUUAUGCCAAGAGAGAGUUAGAGGCUGCAAGGCAGAAUAAGAAGGUAACUGAAGUCAAGUUGCAGCAGUUUGAAGAUACUUAUCAUAAUGCUAAAGCAGCUUUUGAUGAAGUAACUGAUAAACUGUAUGAUGAGCUACCUACGUUAUUUGACAGCCGUAUUGAGUUCUAUGCUACUUUUUUCCGUAAUAUGUCCACAAUUGAACUAAAAUUCCACGAAGAAAUGGCGAAGUUGGACGAGUCGUACAAUGAGACAAUGAACCAGCUACACGAAGAGGCUGAGAGUGGAGUCCAUACCAGCCGCAAGGAAAGAGUCUUAAAUAGCGAAUCGACUUUAUCAAAUCUUAAUCCUGUGAAGAAUUCUCCAGUAGAUGAUGAGGCCAGCCUUCCAUCAGAUGAUGCAGAAGAAGAAGGUGAUAAUCUCUCGGAAGCAGCUGCUAGCUCUCAAGGUGGCGGUGAUGAACCUGGUCUUAGUAGAACGUCAUCAGGAAAAGACACGCCAACAAGAAAGCAUUCGUCAAACAAGCCUCCACCCAGUAAGCCGGCGAGAUCUGAUAGCACUUUAUCUGAUGAGGUACUUAUGAACAAAGAAAGAAGGGAGAGUGCUAGUAGCUCAAAGGAGAAAGAGCUUCCGUUAAAACCGGAGGACAAAGACCCUCCUCCGAAACCCGAGGACAAAGACCCUCCUCCGAAACCCGAGAAACCUCCUCUUGAAGAACCCACUGACGAUACCAAAGAUGUGAGCGUUAUUGAGGAUGCUCCUCCCACUAAUGAGGAGAGAGGGGAGACUGAGGAGGGGGACAAGGAGAUAGAGCCUGAGGUGUCUAAAGAGCCACAGGAUCAAGUUGAAGAAGAAGGAGAGGACAAUAGAGAUGAGAGAGAGCAGCAACAACAGGAGACAAACGAGACUCAGAAAGAAGAAGAAGAUAAAAAAGAAGAUCCAGUCCCUGAAGAAGGAAAAGAGGAUGACACUCCUCCAGCACCUGAUGCUCCUCAGAAUGAUCAGAGUCCCAACGUUUUAUUUAAGGUAACGUCUCGUCAUCCUUAUACUGGGGAAGAUGAAGAUGAACUGACAUUUGACAAAGGAGUGGUUAUCCAUGUCAUACCAUAUGAUAACCCUGAUGAUGAGGAGGAUGGCUGGUUGAUGGGCUUUAUACCUGGAACUACAGCAAGAGGAAUAUUUCCUGAGAAUUUCACAGAACGUCUAAAUGACUGAUAUUUUAACAAUAAUUUUUAGAUAAGCAUGAACAGCAACAUUAAUAAUUUCAAUAUUAAUAGUGUGUGUGUGUGUGUGUGUCUUUAAUGUUAUAUAUAUUUGUCCAGCACACGUCUACAUUUGCACGUUGUUGCAUUCACAUAUUCAAAGUUGAUCAGCUCCCACUUUGCA
Amphimedon queenslandica is the source of this 1877-nucleotide messenger RNA. RefSeq names its product amphiphysin-like. Gene Ontology annotation, molecular function: phospholipid binding; protein binding. The record is from RefSeq and is a predicted model, not a curated record. The transcript is spliced from 16 exons. Bases 42 to 1706 code for a protein of 554 amino acids. Gene Ontology annotation, cellular component: plasma membrane; cytoplasm. NCBI's taxonomy places the organism in Eukaryota, Metazoa, Porifera, Demospongiae, Haplosclerida, Niphatidae.